UCGACAUUCACUUCCCGCUCACCGCUGUCACGUUACCAUAGCGAUGGAGAGAAGCCAGUGGGAGAAGGCCCUAACUUAUUUUCAGGCAUGUGCCCGCGGUUACUUGGUGAGAAAAGAAGUCUGUCAUGCACAGGAAGACUUUGAGGACAUUGUGAGAGAAAUUGAUGGUGGUCUGUCCCAUUUAGAGUGGCAGAAGACAAUCAUCCCUAUUCCUCAUUUCACAGACAUUGACAGUGUGUUUCUAAGACCCAGUUGCUCUGCCAGCCAGAUGUCAGAUUCAGGCCCAUCAGUAGUCGCUCCCUUAUCGCUAGAGAGAAGAGAUUGUCUACUUCCAGAGGAGACAGAAGCUGACAGAGAUGAUUCUUAUACCGGGAAACAAGCCCCCCUUUCUGUUACCUCCAGCAGCACUGUUGGAGGAGGUGGACGGGAGAAGAAAAAGAGCAGUGGUGGAGAUAAAGAUGCAGGUGUGACAGACGUCACGGGUGACUCCACCACCAUCUGGACCAGUUCUGAGCUCAACUCAAGCUGCGGUCAUUCUCACAAAGAUCUCCGUCAGCACCGCCUGGUACAGGAGGUGCCACAUACCCCAGAGGCUCUGCGUCUCCAUAGAAACACCCUGACCAUGGAGAUGGUCUGGCUCCAACAGGCCAUUAACAGCAGGAAAAAGUAUUUGACUGUGAAAGGUGGGCUGAGUGUGUCCUGACAGCAGUUGUGGCUACAUACUUAUCCAACUUGGACUUAAUGUGGAACUGAACAUCUCAGUUAAAUGAACAGAAGUCUAAUGGAAAUAAACUGUGUUUGUUGAGACUUUUCCAUCUGAUGAAGAUGCUCAAAGGACUUCACACACUGAUGUCAGCGUGUUGCCGUGCUGGACCCUCAACUGCACACCAGGAGCAACUUGGGGAAUCUAACUGAUCGUCCUCUGGUCCUAAUCCUGCUGCUUGACCGCUAGACCACCCCCUCCAUCUAAUGUCAUACUUAGUUUGCCUUU
This is a messenger RNA of Thalassophryne amazonica, 991 nucleotides long. RefSeq names its product IQ motif containing C (gene iqcc). The transcript is spliced from 5 exons. The record is from RefSeq and is a predicted model, not a curated record. The coding region runs from base 44 to 703 and encodes 219 amino acids. Lineage: Eukaryota; Metazoa; Chordata; Actinopteri; Batrachoidiformes; Batrachoididae. Gene Ontology annotation, molecular function: protein binding.